AUGGUGUGGAGGUGCUUCUCCUGGUACGGGAUUGGCCCCCUGUACUGGGUGGAUAAGAUCAUGAAUCAGUACCUCUACGCCCAAAUCCUAAGGGAUGUUAUGCUGCGACAUGCCGAGUGGGAGAUGCCCCUGAAAUGGAAGUUCAUGCAGGAUGGCUAUCCGAAGCACUCCGCCAAGACCGUCAAAAAGUGGUUCCAGGACAACAAAGUCAACGUCAUGGUGAAACUUCAGAUUGCCAAGGUCUUUGGAGUCCAUGCCAUAGGACCAGCUGUUCAUCCGUUUUUCUCAAGACGCGAGGGUCUUCAAGUUAGCCAGGACUGCGUCACGUUCUGCGAUCGAGUCGUGUUCCCUGAACGGUUCCGCAAACGCAUCAUCCGACAACUCCACCGUGGACACCCUGGAAUCGGUAGGAUGAAGUCACUCGCCAGAAGCCCAACAUCGCCCAACAUCGACGAUGACGUUGAAUCACGUAGUCCCACGUCAAAACCGUGGGACAGAGUUCAUAUCGACUACGCUGGUCCAGUUGAUGGUUACUACUACCUUGUGGUGGUUGACGCCUAUUCGAAGUGGCCAGAAAUCUUCAGAACGCGAACCACAACAACCACCGUGACGCUGGAGAUUCUACAAGAAACAAUCGCAAGAUAUGGCAACCCGCAUAGUCUUGUGUCCGAUAACGGUACCCAGUUCGUUAGUAGCCGCUUCAAGCAAUUCUGCAAAGAAAAUGGUAUCCAGCACCUGACGACAACCCCGUACCAUCCCCAAUCCAACGGACAAGCCGAACGUUUCGUUGAUGCUCUCAAAAGAGGACUGAAGAAACUUGUGGAAGGGGAGAAGGCAGUAAUGUUCCAGGAUCUGCAGACGUUUCUAUCGGUUUACCGGUCAACACCAAACAGAAGCAUAGAUGGUAAGACGCCAGCUCAUCUGUUUCUAGGUCGACCGCUACGAAUGACACUGGAUGUGCUGAAGCCGUGUCCUCCAAGCCCACGCCGGUCAACGAAAAGCAAAAUUCCCAGUUCAACAGACGACAUGGUGCGAUGA
Toxorhynchites rutilus septentrionalis is the source of this 1038-nucleotide messenger RNA. RefSeq lists its product as uncharacterized. Gene Ontology annotation, biological process: DNA integration. The record is from RefSeq and is a predicted model, not a curated record. NCBI's taxonomy places the organism in Eukaryota, Metazoa, Arthropoda, Insecta, Diptera, Culicidae. Gene Ontology annotation, molecular function: nucleic acid binding. The transcript is spliced from 3 exons. Bases 1 to 1038 code for a protein of 345 amino acids.